AUGCUCUCUUAUGCGAUUAAACCCUAUGAGUACGGCGCCUACGAAGAGGGCAAGGCUAUCUUGAAAGCCAUUAGAGAAGUCAAUGAUGGAGAGAAAGCAGCAGCUAGGGGUGGGGAAUCUAGUAACUCCCAGAAAUCCUACCAACAGGCGCAAACAAACGGUGCAAUAGGUCGUGUUGUUGGAGGUUAUGUGCACAUCCAUGGUGCUCUAGAGAGAAACAAGCCUUCUGAUAGUGCCACCAUGUCAAUAUUAUGGCCAUGGCGGAUCAGUGAAAGAUUGAAGAGUGUAUCAUUGUUGAAUGGUGAUAAUGGUGCAGGACGGGCUGGGUAUGAACAUCCGGAAGAUCACACUUUGGGAUACAAGUACGAGGACAAAAUUCAGUCAUUCAGCGUACAAGACAAGAAAAAGGAAGAGGUUCUGAGAGCAACUCCGAUGAAUGAGAACCACGUUCAGCAGCCGAUUGACUCAACCACGGAGAGACAACCGGGUUUCCAAAAAUAUGCUCAAAAUGGAGAGAACACCGUGAAGCCCGAGAGAAAAAGUGGACUGAGUAUAUUCGUUAGAAGUGGUUACGAAACACCUUUCUUUGUCGUCGAGCCAAAUGAGCAAGAACAAAAGAAGCUGUAUGUUAAAAUGGUAACCAACUCGGGAAAUUCUAUUUUCAUUGAGUAUGAGGAAGUUAGUGAGAAUGAGCAAAUAAAACAGGGAACUGAAGCUGACACUCGAGACACCCUUCAAGAUGAUAAUGGACUAGUAAGUGUUCCUGAAAUACUUCAAAAUGGCCAAAAAGAAGAGAGUGAGCAACAAGAAAAGUCGCAAGAGAAGUAA
This is a messenger RNA of Sclerotinia sclerotiorum 1980 UF-70, 828 nucleotides long. RefSeq lists its product with no specific name. The record is from RefSeq and is a predicted model, not a curated record. The transcript is spliced from 4 exons. The coding region runs from base 1 to 828 and encodes 275 amino acids. Lineage: Eukaryota; Fungi; Ascomycota; Leotiomycetes; Helotiales; Sclerotiniaceae.